AUGCAGCUCAAGUUCCUCCUCGCUUCCGCCAUCCUCACCUCCUCCGCCCUGGCGAUGCCCCAGCCCACCCCCGCUCCUGUCCUUCAAGACCGCGACAUCGUCUCCUGGGCCCUGUCCAUCGCCACCGAGGCCGCCAGCGAGGGCGCCAGCAUCGCCAGCGACGCAGCUGGGGCCGGCCUAACCAUUGCCAGCGACGCCGUUAGCGCCGCCCAGACCAUCGCCAGCGAGGCCGAGUCCAUCGCCAGCGAAGUCCGCACGGGCGCGACGUCCUAUGCCUCGCAAUGGGUUACCCACGCGCUGAGCGUCGCCAGCGAGGCGGAAUCCCGGGCCACGCAGCUCGCCAGCGAAGCCCGCACCGAGACCGACAGCGUCAUCGCGUCACGCAAGUCGAAGUGGGCAUCGAUCGAAUCGGCGAUUGCAUCCUCUGCCGAGAGCCUAGCUACGUCUGUGGCCUCGCAAUACCAUGUUGAGAUCGUCACGACUGCUACCACCACUGCCACUGGCACGAGCACUGGCACGGGCACCACUGCUACCGGCGCCCAGGCCACUGCUUCGACUUCGUCGUCGACCGGCGGAGCCAUGCCUGCUGCCACCGGUAAUCUGGGCUUGAGCAUUGCUGGUGUGGCUGGGCUGGUUGGUGCUGUUGCUAUUGCGCUGUAG
Molecule: messenger RNA, 660 nt
Organism: Rasamsonia emersonii CBS 393.64
Lineage: Eukaryota; Fungi; Ascomycota; Eurotiomycetes; Eurotiales; Trichocomaceae
Exons: 1
Coding region: 1-660 (219 amino acids)
Source: RefSeq, a predicted model, not a curated record